GCGUGCUGGAGGAAGUAGUGUAGACAGACAGAGAGGACACACUAGAGUGGAACAGUUUAUCUUACUUUAUCAACAGCGGUAGCAUCACACUGGUGAACACAUGUCGAUAUCGUUCUGAUCUGUUGGCGUGUGAAUAGGACUGAAUUGUUUGGAGUAGACAUACCGUUCACGUUGAUGGUUAGCUAGCUGUUGUAAUGUAGCCUUUGCUUAGCUUGACAUCAGUUAGCAUUCAAUGUAGCUUGUGUCCUAACAACUUCAAUCACACUCCGUUAUAACCUAUUUUACAACUGCACUUUGGCCUGCGGUGAGGUCUCCAGACUGUCGGGACGCCUACUGAAAUGCCCUUUUAUCAGAUCGACUUUGCUUAGGACUCCAGGGGCUGUCUGGAAGCUGUUAGCAAGCAAGCUAACAGUGCUUUGCUGGUUGACAGCAAAGUAAUGUGUUUUAGAAAGAUGACCAGCAUCUGCAUCCAGAGUCAGACAUUCUGUCUGAGAGAAUGACGAGGAGGUGAUGCAGUGUGCGUGGACUCCGUGGAGGUCAAAAGUACAAUGGUGGUGUCUGAAUUUCAUUGGGACCAGCAAAUCCCCUUGCCAAAGCUUGGCCCAGCUCAUUCCAGGAUCGUAGUCGGUCUCGUUGCCUUGGUCUGUUUUAUAAACAGCUAUGACGGUGAAUUUGUCUUUGACGAUUCGGAAGCUAUUGUGAAUAAUAAGGAUUUACAGCCUUCAACCCCUCUGAAUAAUAUUUGGAAGAAUGACUUCUGGGGAAGUAACCUGAGCAGCAACUCAAGCCACAAAUCCUACCGGCCCCUCACUGUCCUCACGUUUAGGCUCAACUACCUUGUGGCCGGUGGCCUGCACCCCGUCGGCUUCCACGUGCUCAACAUCGUCCUUCACAGCGUCAUAUCGGUGUUAAUGACCGACGUGUUCGCAAUAUUAAUCGGCGGCCUGGCCUACGAUGGUAAAGGCCAGAGGCUCAACCAGGCUCCGAAAGCCUCCUUCUUGGCAGCUCUGUUAUUUGCGGUCCACCCAGUUCACACGGAAAGUGUGGCUGGCAUUGUUGGCCGCGCAGACCUGCUGUGUGCUUUGUUCUUCCAGCUCUCGUUCCUGGCUUAUUGCAGAGGCUUCCGAGGAGGUAAUGAGAAGAACUUCUCGGUGCCGUGGAUAGUCCUCAGCCUGUUGCUGUGCGCUGCGGCCAUGCUCUGCAAAGAACAAGGCAUCACUGUGCUGGGUGUCAACGCUGCCUUUGAUGUGCUCAUGAUCUGCAAUGUAAAUAUCUAUGAGCUCACCCACCGCCUCCUGUUCAAGGGGAAACCAGUAGACGUGAGUGAGUGUGUGCGGGCGGGUCUGCUGGUGAGACUGGUGCUACUCCUGUCGGGCGGCUCGCUGCUGUUAUAUGCCAGAUGGAGGAUCAUGGGAACUGGUCCCCCCGCCUUCACCGAAGUCGAUAACCCAGCAUCCUUUGCUGAAAAUGUAUUCCUCAGAAUUGUGAACUAUAAUUACUACUACUCCUUGAAUGCGUGGCUGCUCCUGUGUCCCUGGUGGCUGUGUUUUGAUUGGUCGAUGGGCUGUGUGCCGCUCAUUAAGUCGGCCGCUGAUUGGAGGAUCAUCGCCGUGCUGCUGCUGUGGAGCUGCUUGGGCGGUUUGAUGAGCCAGGCGCUGUGCUCGCAUGACGCCGUUAAGAGGAGGAUUCUGACCUUCACCCUGGUGCUCCUGGUCAUCCCUUUCCUGCCGGCCAGCAACCUGUUCUUCCGCGUGGGCUUCGUGGUGGCCGAGCGGGUGCUGUACCUGUCCACGGCCGGCUACUGCCUGCUCCUGGCCUACGCCCUGGGCCAGGUCUGCUGCCUCUGGAGGAAGCACAGGAAACUGCUGGGGCUGGCCCUGUUGGCUCUGGUGUGUGUGUACGUGGCGCGCUGUGCCCAGCGGAGCACACAGUGGCGUUCGGAACGGAGCCUCUUCACCAGCGCCCUGCCCGUCUGCCCUCUCAACGCCAAGGUCCAUUACAAUGUGGGCAAGAACCUGGCAGACAGAGGAAACCAGGGUGCUGCAAUCAAGUACUACCGCGAAGCUGUGAGGUUGCAUCCGAAGUACGUCCACGCCAUGAACAACCUGGGCAACAUCCUGAAGGAGAGGAACGACCUGGUGGAGGCAGAGGAGCUGCUCUCUAAUGCUGUACACAUCCAGCCUGAUUUCGCUGCUGCCUGGAUGAACCUGGGCAUCGUGCAGAACAGCCUAAAGAAGUUCGACGCCGCCGAGCACAGCUACUGGAACGCCAUCAAGCACAGGAGGAGAUACCCCGACUGCUACUACAACCUCGGACGCCUGUACGCAGACCUGAACAGACACGUGGACGCGCUGAAUGCCUGGAGGAACGCCACCAUGCUGAAGCCAGAACACAGCCUGGCCUGGAACAACAUGGUCAUCCUGCUGGACAACACAGGUAACCUAGAUCAAGCCGAAGUGAUUGGCAGAGAGGCCUUGAAGAUUUUGCCUCAUGACCCCACGAUCAUGUUCUCGCUAGCCAACGUCCUGGGAAAGCUGCAAAAAUACGAGGAAUCAGAAGGUUUCUUCUUACACGCUCUGAAGAUCAACCCCAAUGCUGCCAGUUGCCAUGGCAAUCUUGCCGUCCUGUACCAUCGCUGGGGAAAGCUGGACGUGGCCAAGAGACACUAUGAACAGGCCCUAAAACUGGACCCCAGCACGCCGGGCACCAGGGAGAACUACAACAUGCUGCGCCGCAAACUGGAACAGAAACACAAGACCAACAGCUAAAUAAAGAACAGUGUGUGUGUGUGUGUGUGCGUGCACAUGUGCGUGCACAUGAGCCUGUCUGUGUGUGUGUGUGUGUGUGUGUGCACAUGUGAGUGCACAUGAGUCUGUGUGUGUGUGUGUGGUGAUAUUUAUUGCAUGAUGCAGUAGCCUACAGUCUUGCACAUGGUGGAAUUAAUAAAAGACGAUUCCUGGUUUUGA
This is a messenger RNA of Sardina pilchardus (European sardine), 2966 nucleotides long. It is a transcript of the gene tmtc4, whose product is annotated as transmembrane O-mannosyltransferase targeting cadherins 4. The transcript is spliced from 18 exons. Gene Ontology annotation, molecular function: protein binding; mannosyltransferase activity. Gene Ontology annotation, cellular component: endoplasmic reticulum. The coding region runs from base 549 to 2768 and encodes 739 amino acids. The record is from RefSeq and is a predicted model, not a curated record. Gene Ontology annotation, biological process: protein O-linked glycosylation via mannose; endoplasmic reticulum unfolded protein response. Lineage: Eukaryota; Metazoa; Chordata; Actinopteri; Clupeiformes; Clupeidae.